UGUAACGGGGGAAUUACGCUGUAAUCUCUACCGUGUGUGAUUGUUUUUGUUUUCAUGGACGCACUUCAACGGUCCACCCCCAAACCAACGUGAUGUUCACUGUUAUGUGCAGGAGUUCACGUGCUUAUAUAUUCCUAUAUGCAGCAGUUCACAUGUUCACAUGUUCAUAAGUGCAGGAGUUUAUACGCUUAGUUGUUCAGCAGUUCAUGUGUUCAGAAAUCCAGCUGUUCUGGAUGUGCAGGAGUUCAAAUGUUCUGUGCGCGCGCGAAUUCACCUUGAUUUGCGCAGAAGUCCACAUUUUCCUAAAAGCAGGAGUUCUCGUGAUCAUUAAUGCAUGUUUAUAUGUGCAGAAGUUCUAGAGUUUAUACAGCAUGUACAUUUGUGUAGGAGCUUAAAAUGUUCAUCAGUGUGUGUGUUCAUUCAUAUAUUCAGUUGUGCAGGAGUCACUAGAUGAACAGGUUCCACUCGGAACCAAUAACCAGUGAUUAUACCUGUUAAAAAUGGUGUCAUGGUGAUGUAUGUGGAAAUACUCUAGUGACAGCGCGGGUUUUUUAGGAAGGCACUGCAGUUGAUCUCCUCCAACUGAGAGCAACUUGGGAAACUGACUUCCUUCCUGAAUAUGUGAUAUGAAUCAACCAAAAUGUGAUAUAAAAAGACAGAGUUUAAUAACUGAUAUACUAGAUUAUUUGUUAGUCAUACUCAUAUAAAUGUGAAGGAGGCAGUAUUUCAAAUGCAUUCUCUUCAUUGACACCUCAUGUGUUCACACUCGCCUUUGUUCACUACAUUCAAGACGAGGCAUUGACAUCUGAACCCCUGAUGUGUUUGUCUGUGCAGGUGUUUUUGUCUUUCAUGGUGGAGCUGCUGUUCAAGACAGAAAAACUUGAUCUGAGAUUUAGAAAGUUUAAAUUGAAAUGCUACUUCAAUUUUACGAAAAUGGUAACCACCCACAGAAGAAUAUUAAAGGGUUAGUGAAAUUUCUGUCAUUAAUUACUCUCCCUCAUGUCGUUCCACACUUGUAAGACCUUCAUUCAUCUUCAGAACGCAAAUUAAGAUAUUUUUGAUGAAAUCUGAGAGGUAUAUGACUUGUCCAUAGACAGCAAUAUAAUCAACACUUUCAAGGUCCAGAAAGGUGCUAAAGACAUCGUUAAUACAGUCAUGUGACUGCAGUGGUUCAACCUUAAUGUUAUGAAGAGACAAGAAUACUUUUUGUGUGCAAAAACAAAACAAAAAUCACGACUUUAUUCAACAAUCGGAGGUUUUACGGGUGUGAAACGACAUGAGGGAGAGUAAUUAAUGACAGAAUUUUCAUUUUUUAGUGAACUAACCCUUAAAUAUAUUAAUAAAUCAGUUCAUCUUUACUACUUGUUAGCAGGUCAGAUCGAUGGAUAAAGUAGUGAUCUGAGGCAGUGGGUUUGUCUACUGAUGCUCAUUUGACUGAAUGGCUUUAUUUACCAUCUAUACUACUCUGAAAAAAUGUCUUUGAUUUCUCAGUUUUUAAGGUGUGUUUGCACAGAAGUCAAGCCACCUUAAUUUAUAUAUAGCGCUUUAUAUAAUACAGAUUGUUUCAAAGCAGCUUUACGUGAUAAACAGGAAAUUACAGAAUCAAUUCAAUUCUACUGUAACACAAUAGUGUCAUUGUUCAGCUUCAGUUCAGUGUUGAUUCAGUUCAGUUCAAUAACUGUAAAGUUCAUCAGUUAUGAAAUGAGUUCAAUUCGGCUAUAAAAGCUGUACAGAAGUCAAUAGUGUCCUUAUUCACUUUGAGUCCGUUCAAUGUUGAUUCAGUUCAGUUUAAUUCAAACAAGUAAGAAGAUAUUUCUCUCCGAGUGAUCCACAUACACUAUAGACUUCAUUCCUGUAGCCUCCAACCACCACAAAACUUCAACAUAACACAAACUCUUUUAAAUGUCAAGCAUACCUGAACAUUAACAUUAGCAGGUCUUUCCUUCACUCAAAAACACAUAAUAUCACCUGACCUAGUCCUGCGCAAGGCAUGCUGGGGACUAAACGUCCAUCCACUGCCCAGUUUCAGUUAAUUCAUGUAGUAAGUAAACGUCAACUUUACAUAUUUAAGUAGAUGAAUGAAAUUAAGUUGUGGCAUAAAUGUUCAGCAAUUGUGUUGCUUGUUUUAGCUCAUUUUAAUGAAAUGAAUUGAAGAAGUUUAGCCGCUGUGGCAGACGACCUGUCUGGGAAGAUCUUUGGCAUUACAUUAUGUGUUUUAAAAACAACACACUCCUCUGAAGGCACACGUUUGAUCAUAUCACGAGGAGCGAUGCAAGAUAUGCUGGCGAGGCACACGUCUGAUUGGCUGUUUGUGUUGAUCUUGAUCGUGACAUCAUCGCUCUUCAGUUUUGUGAAGGAUGAGAAGGAGUAUGCACUGAAACAGAUCGAAGGCACUGGUAUUUCCAUGUCCGCCUGCAGGGAAAUUGCUUUACUGAGAGAGCUGAAGCAUCCGAAUGUCAUCGCCCUGCAGAAAGUAUUUCUCUCUCACAGUGAUCGCAAGGUCUGGCUUCUGUUCGACUACGCUGAGCAUGACCUGUGGCACAUCAUAAAAUUUCAUCGAGCAUCAAAGGCCAACAAAAAGCCCAUGCAACUACCGAGGGGGAUGGUGAAGUCUCUGCUUUAUCAAAUCUUAGACGGCAUCCAUUACCUGCAUGCCAACUGGGUCCUGCACAGAGACCUGAAACCUGCCAAUAUCCUGGUAAUGGGGGAGGGUCCGGAGCGAGGAAGAGUCAAAAUUGCUGAUAUGGGUUUUGCUCGACUAUUUAACUCUCCACUGAAGCCUUUGGCUGAUCUGGACCCGGUGGUCGUCACAUUCUGGUACCGAGCACCCGAACUCCUGCUCGGGGCGAGACACUACACCAAAGCAAUCGAUAUUUGGGCAAUAGGCUGUAUCUUUGCGGAGCUGUUGACGUCAGAACCAAUCUUCCACUGUCGACAAGAGGACAUAAAAACCAGCAAUCCUUUCCAUCAUGAUCAGUUAGAUCGCAUAUUCAGCGUCAUGGGCUUCCCAGCAGAUAAAGACUGGGAGGAUAUCCGGAAAAUGCCAGAAUAUCCUACUCUACAGAAAGAUUUCAGAAGAACCACAUAUGCCAACAGCAGUCUCAUCAAAUACAUGGAGAAACAUAAAGUCAAACCAGACAGCAAAGUGUUUCUAUUGCUCCAGAAAUUGCUGACUAUGGACCCCACCAAAAGAAUCACUUCUGAGCAGGCACUGCAGGACCCAUAUUUCCUGGAGGACCCCUUACCUACAUCCGAUGUAUUUGCAGGGUGUCAGAUUCCCUACCCCAAACGAGAGUUCCUAAGUGAGGAUGAACCAGAGGAGAAAACAGAGAAGGCUGCUAGCGUUCUGAAUUGGAUGGCAUAUUCAGCGGCUGAUCAGUUACCUUGGCGUACAUGCAAGAACUGUACAGAGAUAUCCUGUCCUCCUGCAAGAAUCAGACGCAGCAGCACCAGCAGACGGCUGCGCAGACGCAGACACAAACACAGACACAGCAGGCUCCAACCCAGCAGAGCUCAGCGCAGACAAAUGGCACAUCAGGCACUGCAGGGGCCAACACGGGCCCCUCCCUACAGCACGGACAGGACCAGGGGCCACCAAACAAAAAACCUCGCACCUCAGGAACCAGUGUUCUUCAAACAGACUACCAGCACUCCAGUUCUCGGCUUGGUUACCAGAGCAAUGUCCAAGGCUCCACCCAGUCGCAAAGCACUAUGGGAUAUUCAUCCUCAUCUCAGCACUCUCAUCAGUCUCAUCGAUACUGAGACUCUAAAACAUACACGAGCACUUAAAAGAAAUAUUAACCACAAGCAUAAAGCCAGGCAAGUCAGUGUUGUCAUUCGAAUAAAGGUCGGGGUCUGUCCCAAUAUAAACAUAAAACCCAAGUUUAUUCCAAUACAAAGCCUCCUGCCAUCCUACAAUUCUCAACAAAUGCUACUCCAAUCAAAGCACAACUUUGCAAUCCCUUCCCUCCAAACACCUCUGAAGAACCAGAUCCAUAAUCAUCAAUCAAAAUUGAACAUUUGCCUCAAUAUCUCAACAGUAUUUCAAUAUAUUUAAAAAUUCACCAGCUCCAACACCAACCAUGCCAUCUGCUAACUAUUUAACAUCUUUAAUGUUUUCACAUUCUUGUCUUAACACCGUUAGACCAAACCACUCUCGAAAUGAUCAGCCAAAUGCUAUUCAGGUCGCAAGGCUUGUUGCAAUGGCUCGUUAAAUGUUGUGUUCCACUGGCAGACUCGCAAAAAAGCUUUCUUCAAGGGUGUCACAGAUACCAUAUCUCAGCCUCUUCUGGUGUUCCAGUGAAAAGUAAUUUGUCCGUCCUCACUGAAUGUGAAACUUCUGCAUGACGUGACAGAGAUAUUUAAUGUUUGAUGUAGAGUUAUGAUUUUUGACCAGUGAGUAUGUUGGACUCAUCUCAGCAUCACAGAAAUAAGUACAAUGUCCUGUCGCGGUUGUGCUGGUUAAGAUAAAAUCUCAGAUUAACUUGGAACCAACAGGAAGUAAACUAGGUCUGAGGUUGCAUUGUUAGGACAUGGCAGUAGGAUACAAUUCAUGGAAUUAUUUUACCCUGUAAAUGUAUGUGAUGGUGUAUCUGUCCGUUCGGGUGCUUAUCACUGAAAAUUGGCUCGUGGGACACCGGCCUAAUGCAUAGUCAGUAAGAUGAACCAAACGUUAUUGGUUGCAUCUCUGGUUGAUUCUACCACCCAUUAGUGUUGGUUUAUCAUCUCAAGCCUUUCUGAGAUGCCCCCAUAUGACACACCUGAAACUAAUCACAUAGAGACAUCUAUGGUAUAUAAGCAAUUGUACAUAGGAACUGAAAUCCCCUUUUAUCUUUCUUCUUCUCCUCUCUCCCAGUAAAGGGAGCUGCCUGCAUGUACGGACAGUAGAGCAGAGACUGGAUUUGUGUAACAUAUGUGUGCAUAUUAUAAAGACUGAAGAACAAAGAGCACUUACUGAGAGAAACGAAACCCAGCAUGACUCUGUGUGAGUGGAGAACAUCUCUCAGCUAUCGUGCACCACUGCAUUACUACACACAUCAUCUUUUGUUGUGUGAGAGGUUUUUGUGUGUGUGUGUGUGUGUGUGUGUGUGUUUGUGUGUAAAAUAUACACUCACAGAAUCGAGUGUACGAGAGGAAACCCUGAGACAUUCAUUUUCAUCCCUUUUUUGCGUUAGUUACAUUAACAACCAAUAAAAAUAACAUCAGCUGUCAAAGAACAAGGACGUGGUUUGCUCUUUUUCUUUUUUUACAUGUUUUAGGAUUUUGGUCAGGACUAAAGUCCCUAAGUGUGUGUGUGUGUGUGUGUGUGUGUGUGUGUGAGUGAGUGAAUUUGCACAUGAAUUUACUUGCAUGUGUGUGUCAUUAUCUGGGGCAGCUAGCAGUUGAACUGCUUCUGUGACUGUUAUUUCCUGUGUCUUGUUUAUUUAGUGUUUUAUAUGCUUUUAUAGUCUCUUUAUUGUUGGUUAUUGUUUUGAAGUGCAGUUAUUUCUUUGUGUUAUUUGAGCUUAGUAUGUGGACUGAAUCAUAGCGCUGAAUCAAACAAAGACAACUGAUUUGAUUUGCUUUUUUGACAAAAAGUUGGAUGUCUCAUCAGGCAAAGCUGGAGACUUCAGCUGUAUUUCUUACAGGUCUUUCCAAGCUGUCUUUGAGACGCUGAAAUUUUGUGGUGUGAUAGACAGCUGCAAGUCAUUCCUGUUGCACAAUUAAGCAGGCAACCCGGUGGAAAAUACGAGCUCAAAUGGGAUUUUACGGAAAUCUUGAAAGAGUCUUAAGUCACUUUAAAAGACCCAGAAGGAUAAUAUUACCCAAGUGUAUUGCAGUCACCCAGCAGGAAUUGUUGAAACUGACAAUUGAUUUCAACCAAAUUGUUCACUGAACAAUGUAGCUAAUGGUCAGUUGCUGCCAUCAUACUCCUGAGUCUCUCUUCUGUCCCAUCUUAAUAUUUGUGCAUUCUUUGUUUUCCUGUAAUGUGCUUUGUAUUUCUCGUGAAAGUGAACAAAAACUGUUUUUUCUCCAAUAUUUUCCCAUUUCCCAUCCCCUCUUCUGGGUUUCUUCACACAUCAAAGUGAAGUGUACAUUGGGUUAAAAAAAUCUGAGACCGAAUUUUUUAUUUUUUUUAUUUUAUUUUUUUUUAUGAGGAUGUGACAUACAAAGUAUACAUAUUUCAGAUUCUGCACUCUUCUGACUGUGUUUAACAAAAUUUCUGAUAUUUAUAAGUCUCAAACUAGGAUACACAGGGGGGUGGAUUUUUUAUGUCCAGCCACCAUUGUCUGAAAUAAUGAACUUAGUUUCAUAUGAUGUUUUUUAUUUUCUUUAAAAUAAGAUGAUCUAUUGUACAGUGUAGUUGGUGUCAUAUCAUCAGUUUAUAGUAUUUCAACCCUCUUCCUGGACAUUUCCUUUCUGUUUUAUUCAGUUUCCCCAUAUUUUGAGCAGAAUCAACUGCGACUGCAAAUAACAAAAUAAAUAAUGACAAACACAUUGUUUCUGUAGACUGUGACAUUUACAUUUGAAUUUACACUGAAUAACAGUUUACUUUUUCAAUGAGAAACCUUUGGCAUCAUAAGACUGACAUGAAGGUCAUGAGAAUUUUAUAAUCAUGAAACUUUACAUUUACAUUUAUUCAUUUUGCAGACUCUUUUAUCCAAAGCGACUUACAAAUGAGGAAUACAGCAACUGAUUUGCCGUAAAGAGGCAUAUAAACAUAAGUGCUCAAAAUACAAAGUUUCAGACAUUGCAUAGAGUAGCAUAAGCUGGAAUUAAAGGAAAGUGAAAGCAUAGAUUUUUUUUUUUUAGUUUUAAGUGCUCACAGAAGUGAUGUUUAUGUUGGUUCAUAAUUUUGUCAUGUUAUGUUGAAAAAUGAUUUUCAAUUUUAUCAGCCACAAAUCAUUUUAAUUACAUUACAGUAUUUUGUAGAUAUUUUGAGCACCUAAUCUGAACCAUAGUUCUAACCAUUUAUCAAUAUACUAUAAUGUAAAACAUUAAAAAACUUGUAAAGGCAGAAAGUACAAUUAAUUAACAAAUUACAAAUAUUCCAAGUCUUCCAAGGUCAAACAAAUGUUUUAUGAGAAAACUACCUAAAUUUGAUCGUCAUCCCCAUCCACUGUAAUGCUCAAACCCCGCAUGCAUACAAAAAUGACAGUAAAUGCUGCUUGUGGCAUCUCUAUCGUGAUGCAUGUUUCUCUUUGACAUGCAUCAGUAUCAGACAAUUUGGAAGUGAGAAUGAGAAAAUGAACAUUUACAGUGAUAUAAAAAUCUGCUAUAAAAACAUGCUGUAACCAGCCUAAUCUGAUUUUCUGGUAUUAGCUGCUAUAAGAUUGUCUCCCAGCCUGGCCAACCUGGUGUUUAGCUGAUUGAUUGACUGAUUUAUGAUGUUUUUCAGCAGGGAAUUCUAUGCAAAAAAAAAAAAAAAAAAAAUCUUACAGAAAACUUUCAUUUGUUCUAGAAACGACCUCAAAAACCAAAAUUUUCACACAAUUUAUUUCAUAACCUACAGUUGUUCCAUGGAAUCUUUGAAGUAAUUUAAGUUUUUUGCAUAGAUGUUUAGAAACAUAUUUUACCUUACUUUGUCAUAUAACUCGAUAUAUGACAAAUUAGCAUUGUCACUAAAUGUCCUCAUUCUUUUCUACUGUAAAAGACUACACUAAUAUAUAUAUAUAUAUAUAUGGUUAGUUUCAUCUGCCAUUGUUUUUUUUUCUCCCCUGCUGUUCUACGACUCCGUCAGAACAGACCCAUUUGUGGGCCAUGACUCCCCACUUGAGAACACACUGGUUUAGAGAUUUGGCUCUGGCAUCUGGUGAGACAGUUCUUCGCAGUUUCUACCGGUAAAGUCACUUUUUGAGCAGACCAGUAGUUCACUGCAGCCUGUCUUAUACAUCUAAUUUCAAGUUGCGUACACUUUUUAUAUUAUGGUGUUUUAGAAAUAAGAGUGCUUAUCUAGCUCUCCUUGUAACUUUUUUUUUUUUUUUUUCUGAAAAAUCUCAGCUCAUGGAUGUUUUCUUUUUCAGUUCAUUUGUAUUGUCUUCUGCAGAUUGUGUUUCAAAUACUGCUUUUCUUGGUAAUCAUGGUGUUAUUUUCAAUACAACUGUUUUGUGAUUGGAUUUAUGAUUGGUAUUCAAGACAGAAAUCCGCUUGAUUCUCUACAGUCAUGACAAGCUUGAAGGAGGUACCCAUAUAUUAUUGUCCUAUUUAUAAUUCUUACUCCUACAAUGAUAAUGCUUUCUGAAACAGGCUUCAGUGAAUGUUUUUAAAGUGAGUUUUAUAUGUACAGCAUUUAAAAUGAUUGCCAUGUUAUGAUAUGUUGCACUGUUAUUAUGGAAUUUUUUAGUGGUAAAUGUAAAGUAUUCCUUAUGAAUAUUUUGUUUAUGUUUGGUAUCUAUCUAUCUAUCUAUCUAUCUAUCUAUCUAUCUAUCUAUCUAUCUAUCUAUCUAUCUAAUCCACCCGUUUUAGAGGUACUAUUAUAUUAUGUCCUGUCAGACAGUCAUCUGUCCCUGGUGUUACAGGCUGACUAAUUACAAUAGUUGACAAUUGACAGUAGUGGCACUAUACACAAAUAAAUCCAAUUCUUGCAGAUUACAUAAAAUGACAUUUUUAGUCGUGGGAUUCUGUCUCACAUUGAUUCCCUUGUAUUCUUGUGUGCAAAAACACACAUUCUUACUCACUGAUUUUUCAAGCUAUUUCUUCAUUAUUUCAGUGUACAAAUGACUGUUAUAUAAGAAAAUAUGUAUAUUUAUUUUAUAUUCUAUAUUGUAAUAAAAUCCCUUUGCUUCAUA
Messenger RNA from Ctenopharyngodon idella (grass carp), 8768 nucleotides. It is a transcript of the gene cdk19, whose product is annotated as cyclin-dependent kinase 19. Lineage: Eukaryota; Metazoa; Chordata; Actinopteri; Cypriniformes; Xenocyprididae. Gene Ontology annotation, cellular component: nucleus; mediator complex; cytosol. The transcript is spliced from 14 exons. Gene Ontology annotation, biological process: protein phosphorylation. The record is from RefSeq and is a predicted model, not a curated record. Gene Ontology annotation, molecular function: ATP binding; cyclin-dependent protein serine/threonine kinase activity; RNA polymerase II CTD heptapeptide repeat kinase activity. Bases 2270 to 4057 code for a protein of 595 amino acids.